AUUUCCACAACAGAUUUGGGGGCUUGUCCGGGAUCAGAUGAACGGAGGCCGUUGACGCCAAGACGGAUACGAGUCCAAAAGGACAACGAGGGACCCGUUUGGAGUCCAGAACAACCAAUUGUGUCUGACCCAUCGUGAUUCCUGAAGUGGACGGUUCCCCCGUCACUCCGACCGGACUCAGUAUCUCUUGAGGAGGCAUGCCAAUGGUGUGGACACUUUCAAGACACAGAUCGGGAUGGUGACUGGAUACUUUGCAAUGGAUGCGAGAGAUGGCAGCACCGUGUCUGUGUAGGCAUGAAAAAGGAGCAAUUUAAAAAUAUAGCACAUGUGAUGUGACAUUGCACAGCCUGUGAAGAGGAGUCUUUGUCAUAAAGCAGCAGCGUACUUCAGGGUCUGAAACCAAAAUGUGAGUGUUGUCACAUUUGACACAUGUGAGUGGCUUGGCACAUGACUGUGUAUAUGACUAAUGGUCACACUUUGUGCACAAUAAUGCAGUUUAAAUGGAUUUCUCCCAGUGGACACCGUCAAUAUAUUACCUUCCACUGUGUUCACUGUCUUGGAGGAAGACGCAGAGUCCUAUUUCCCCUCAGAAAGUAUUUAAUCGACGGAUGUUCCGAAGCUAUCAUCGCUGUGGACAAGCUGUAUGUUAAUGGGCAGUUGUAUCAGGACCGGGAUACCACCCCCUGGCUCUACUAAUCCAAAAUCAGACCAACAACAAGGUCAUCAAGUUCACAGAUCGACGGUGAUCGGACUCUUCUCGAGCAAGGAGAGUGAGCUGGAAUACAGGGACGAGGUGGAGCGGCUGUCAGAGUGGUGCAGAGUCGACAACCUGCUCCUCAACACCACAAAAACAAAGGAGCUGGUCAUUGAUUUCAGGAAAAAUAAAAUAGACAUCCAGCCACUCAUCAUCGCCAGGGCAUUUCUGGACAGGGUAGCGGCUGAAAUGGAGGAGCAAGAUUCUUCAGACGCCGAUGCUCUUUUAUUACAGUUAGUUCUGCAGUUACAGAAACUCUGUCUGAAAAAGAAUGAGAUGCAACAGCAAAUUCACAUUUACCAGGAAAAAAAUGCUGAAAAGAGGGAACAAAUGGACAGAACCAAACAAAGUACUGAGAAGCUUGAGAAGGAAUUGUGUCAUGGGCAGAAAUUAGUGAUGCAUUACAAAGACAGCAUUAAAAGCCUGAGGGGAACUAACAGCCUACUGCUCCAGUUUAGAUGUGCUCUUCAGGAGGAACUACAAAACAGAGAGGAGAACUACACCCAAGACAUGAGGAUGUAUGACACAAGAACCGAAACCUACACAAAGGUGUUUGAGCAACACAAGACUCAGUACUGCCAGAGUCUGCCUGCACUGAAACUCCUGAAAAUGCAAGAAGAAAAAGAACAGAUUGAACUCAGAAAACCAGCUCUGGAGGAAAAGAUUGCAUCAAAAGAAAGAGAACUGCAAACCCUACAUGGCUGUAUCCCCUUCUCACCCCUAAGUAAUACUGCAUCAGAAAAUGGCAAUGAGGAGCAGACUUCCCCUCAGAAGUCUGCAGAGCAAGCUGAAAAAACUCUGGAAAAGAAUCAGCGGGAGGGGUCAGGAAAUUGUUUUGUUUUAAAAGGAAUUGAGAUUGUAGGUAAGACUGGCAGGAGCAGUGAAGAAGAUGAUGUGAGGAAGAUACGAAGGAAUUACAAAGAGGAAUUUACAGGGAAUGAGGUUGUCGCCCCUCCAUCUACCAUGAGCCCAAACAGUAACCUCAUGGAAACUGGAGGGCUGCAGGGCUGUGAAGAAGUACAGAUAGAGGAUGUCAAGACAGGAGCAGGUGAAAUGGGUAAGCAGGUUGCAAGGGAACAGGCAGCACACACUGCUGAAGAGGGUGAGCAAAGGGACAGUUACCUACGGACACCCAGAAUGAAGGCUGUGUCAAGCACUCCAACCUUCUCACUCAGUGGAAAUCCAAGUCAAUCUCCUCACGGCGAAGCUUCAGUGUCCCCUGGUUUCAUGUUUGCUGCACAUUCUGUCCCUGACACACCUUCAUUCUCUGGCUUUGAUUGCACAUUUCAUGUAGAGUCUACUGAAGAGGACAUCCCCUUUUAUUUUUCAAGCUCCUGUUUCACUGAUAAGAAACUUUCAGCUUGCAAAUCCACAGGCUUCCUGUUUGAGCAGGUGGGCAGUCGAUCAGAGGAUGAGCAUGACUUCCCCUUCUCCUCUGGGAGUCCCAGUCAGGGAGCUGCUAGCCCAGCUCUGGGUAGGAUGGAAGACAAUAUCCCUUUUUCUUUUACCUUUGGAAAGUUUCAGUGAAUCACACAUUUCAUAAAAAUAUUUCAGGGUACUUUAUGGUCACAUGUACAUGUCAUAAGACCUGUUUGGUAACAGUGGUUUUUGUGCUGAGAAUGUUGUGAACUUAUAAAGCUAUUGAUAAAGCUGUUAUAUACUACUGCAAUUCAUUUGUUUUUUACUUAAAAAAGAUUUCAAAAUGAGCUGCCUUAAAAUCUUAUAUUGAUAGAUUUACUUGCCAGGUAGAAAAGGUAUGGUUCUAUUGUAGUUACAUUUUCAGCACAUUUAAACGAUUCAAAGGAGAAAAGCCAAAUAUAAAUAUUUCUAAUAAAUAUAAAUUGUGGAAAUCUUGAUGAUUUUCUGUAGAUUGAUCUUUUGCAACAGUCCAUGUGGCAUUCUAUAAAAAUAUCAGCUCAGAUGUGUCUUGGAAUAUGAAAGUUUUAUGUGUAUGUUCUACUUCACUCAAGAAAGUCACAAAUGUGCGCAUGAUAUUUCAAAUGUAGUUUGGAAAAUAAAAAUGUAAACAAUCAA
This is a messenger RNA of Paramormyrops kingsleyae, 2788 nucleotides long. The record is from RefSeq and is a predicted model, not a curated record. NCBI's taxonomy places the organism in Eukaryota, Metazoa, Chordata, Actinopteri, Osteoglossiformes, Mormyridae.